Hippocampus zosterae (dwarf seahorse) is the source of this 3070-nucleotide messenger RNA. RefSeq names its product adaptor related protein complex 5 subunit beta 1 (gene ap5b1). The transcript is spliced from 3 exons. The record is from RefSeq and is a predicted model, not a curated record. Gene Ontology annotation, biological process: endosomal transport. Bases 155 to 2998 code for a protein of 947 amino acids. Gene Ontology annotation, cellular component: AP-type membrane coat adaptor complex; lysosomal membrane. NCBI's taxonomy places the organism in Eukaryota, Metazoa, Chordata, Actinopteri, Syngnathiformes, Syngnathidae.
GGGUGGGAGGAGGAGGAGGAAGACGAGAAAAAGAAGUAGAAGAAGAAGAAGAGGAGGAUGCAGGACGUCGUCGUCAGCUGUCAUCUGAGCAGUUUACGCCAGUUUGUAUUUAACCAUUUGAAAACAGCAGCACAUUCUUGCAGGAAGUUUUCCAAUGGCGGUAAACUGGAAGGUGAAAAUUUCAGACUUUUUCCGCAGUCCCUCCCGAUUCGUGUCCUCCAAAUCGGCGGAUACGUUCCUUGCGGAGUUGCUCCGUGAGCUCCGAGAUGACAGAGUUACCAACAAUACUAAGGUCUAUCUGCUGUCCCCACUAUGUGAGCAAGCGGCUCUCCUCUGUCCUACAGUGUCCAUUGGAGAAGAAACAGUACUGGAGCUCCUGUCAGUGUUUGCCCACUGCCCAGUUACGUGUGUUGAAUUUCGCAGUUCCCUCCUCAUCACCCUGACGUCUGUCCUCAUCUGUACCUCUUGUGUGAGCAACAAAAUACACGUAUGUGCGGACUUCCUGGAUCUGCUCCUUCAGAUAGUGCAAGACACAUCCAACUUGCAUGGUGACAGUGUUCUUCUCUUGAGAGCAACAGCAUGUGAAUGCCUACAAGAGCUGGAGACAUGCUGCCCCGGCCUUCUUUCUCAGCACCUUGAGCUCAUUGGUGGGCUUUGGACCAAAGAAACCUCGAAACUUCAUCAGUCAUAUGCAAGACUCAAUACUCUGGUGUUGAAAAAUUGUGUUUAUCAGCUUGCCAUGGAUCCUGGAUCGGGUGAUGAUUAUUUAAAAUUACUGGUCGGGGAAAAUACAAUUGUCAACUGGGAAGCAGACCAGAGAUUAGCUCAAGUAGAUAAAGACUCAGCCAUUUUAUCCUCCCUAAUAAUGGGCCACAUGGGCACAGUUCCUAUUCUUCAGACUGGGCGAGACUGCAAGGAUUUGCGCUCAGUCCUGUCUACCACUCUGGAGAAUUCUUUUCUUCUUACUCCACUGUGUCAAGCGGCAGUUCUACACAGACUGAUGGAGGUGGUUGCCAUGGUUCCUGUUGUUCGACCAUCCAUAUUUAGAGCUCAACUUCUGCGUAUGCUUGGAACCAGCGAGGUUUGCCUUCUUCAUAGCACUCUGCUGAUGAAGUGUGCCUACACCGAAAGCUUGUUCAGCACUGACGAUGAAGCUUUCGUCUUGAAACGAUUGGUUGUUCUCUCCCAGCAUCCACUGCUAAGUAAACCAGAGAAGCUUUUCUUCUUGGACUAUAUGCUGCAUUUUCCUGAGAAUAGGCCCAUCAGCUGUGGAAAUAACGAAAGUCCACCUGUGCUGCUAACCUCCCAAUUGGCAUGUACGCUAGCACCCAAUCUCCUCAAUGAUUAUGCUAUGAUGCUGGCCCGCUUCAAUCUGCUGUUGGUGGUAUGCCAGGAGGAGGGUGAAAAAGAUGGAGAGGAAGGCAGGGGUUUAGUCUAUCUCUAUGAACACCUUGGCUUGCUACUGAACAUAAUGAUCAGAGGACACAGUCGUAAGCUUGCCGCCACAUUUUUCAGGGCAGUUUUCCUUUUCCUUGUUUCUUUUUGCCACGUGGAGAGAUAUGCUAACAGUAUUGCAGAAAAACUCUGCACGCUUUAUCAUCAUCAAACCCACUUGGCUCCACACAUUCUCAACUUGGCUGAGCAAAGUUCUGACUUGUUCCCUGAAUGCAAUUGGUCUGCAAGACUCUGCAGGGCCCUGCAGGGCGUUAUAAUUGAGGCGCCGCCUGCUCAGUUCACUCUAACAGACCUCAGUUGGCACCUCAAGGUGCUGGCUCGAGUGGCAGAAGAAGAGCAAAUCCCUCAGCAGACUUCGCUCCAACUACUUUCCAAGAUCAUCUUUACACCUUCAGUGUGUCUGACUAGUGACUGGCGUCUGGGAAACAGUGUGCUGCAGCUUUGCCGGCGCUUGAUGACACAUCCCAGCCUAGACUCAUUAUUUACCUCUCUGGCCAACGUCCUGCAACAUCUGAUCUGUUACUAUGGCGACGCAGACAUUCAAGAUCGUGCUCGACUAUAUUACAGCCUCCUGACUACUCUCUCCAAAGAAAAAUUGAUUGGGAUUAUAAAGCAGGGUUUGAGGGAGGAAGGACAAAAUAUCAAACACUCGCUAUCCUGCAUCAUGGCAGACACCGAGAGACUGACAAGUGUGCUAACCAUUCAGCAGAUGGAAAAAAAUGUUUUUAGGCUGGUUGAGUUAAAGUAUCCUGAGCCACAGGACAGAAAUGAGAUAAUUCUGGAAAGUUACUCGAGCCCCAGUGAGGAACAGGACAGCCCAGGACUGGAAGCAUACAGGGCCCAGUUCAAAGACCCUUGCUUUGGCUCACAGAUUACCUUGCACUACCAGCUCAAACAUACCAUGCACAACCUGUCCUGCUUUGAUCAGGUCUUCAGCAUACACCUGCACUUCAUCUUAAGGGAUAACAUCUAUGAAGAACUCUGUGACUUCAACGUGCCCUGUCUUUUUAGAGAGAGACGGUCUCCCGUGGUGAAACUGGUAUUGAAGCCCAGGUUGCCUGUCCCCAUCACUCUCAGUUGUAGUGCCAUCUUCAACACCUUAAAUGGCCUUUCCUGGUAUACUUCACUGCCAGACAUCCACGUUUUAUUUCAGCAAAUCUUUCUGCCAUUGGCUGUUCCCACCACUUGGGGAACAGCUGUUAAAUUGGGUGUUUUUAAGGACCUUUGGGAUGAAAUCAAUCGGGAAGAGAAAGCAGAUUAUGCUACCACCCUGUUUUGUGGCCAGCUGCAAGCAGAAGAACUGGGCUCCAUUGUGGAAAAACAGUUGCUUCCGUUCAUUUUUUCAGAUUCAGCCAAUGAAGCCGAAUUCAAAUGUGUUUUUUUCAUUCCUCCGCAAUUUCACAUACUGCUGAAAAUCAUUUCAGAAGAGGAUGCUGUCCAUUUCAAUAUCGUUACAGAUAACUGGCAGCUCCUGCCUCACAUCAGUUCUUUCCUUGGUAACCUUUUAAUGUCUUUGCCUGAAAACGUUACCAGUAACCCAUGAAGUACCAUAUUUUGGUUUGAAAUGAAAAGUGCCACUAUUGUGUUUCUCUCAAUAAAUUGCUGAUAGAACUGA